AUGAGCAGACCAAUCCUCCCCUUUCCACCGCCGCACCGAGGCAGCCAGCAGCCCUUCCGUCUGUCGCCUCCUGACCCUCCUCCGCCGCCGCCGCCUCCGCCGCCGCCGCCUCCGCCGCCGCCGCCGCCCAGCAAGCCGACGUACGCGAAGAGAGGCCGCAUCACCAUAGUCGCCUGCCUGCCCUGCCGGAGACGGAAAACCAAGUGCGACGGCAAGCGGCCCGCCUGCUCGCAAUGCCGCGGCCGCGACGGCCAGUGCCAGUAUGACAUGACCGAUGAGCAGCGCCGGCUGACGUAUCUCCGCGAAAACGUCGAGCACCUCGAGCGCGAGAAGAGCGAGCUGGAGUCGUUGCUGCUGACGCUGCAGCGCGCCAGCGAGAGCGACGUCGCAGAAGUGAUGCGAGCAUUACAUACGAACGUCCCGACGGCCCUGCGCUCUCCGCCGCAGCUCGAACAAUACCAGGGCCUCGUGCGCGCCAUUGCGUCUGCCCAGCCUCCGGAGCUCAGUGAGAUUGUGCGCCGCCUCCGCGCUGGCCACGAGCCCGCCUCCAUCCUGGCGUCUGUCGGCUCCGAUACCCUUGUCCAGGCUCUUUCCUGCGAGCCUGAGAGCACCCCGGGGAUGGAGGCCGAGUUUUCUGGCCGAGAGCAGUUCGGGCUCGUCAAGGGGGCCGGCCCCAGCGGCCCGCAAGACGGGCGGAGACCUCUAGACGCGCUGAAUUCGCCGGUAAAUCGCUGGACUGCCGUGACCCAAGACCAUGACUGGAUAGAGCACCUGCUUUCCCUUUACUUCUCCUGGCAGCACCAGUUCUUCCAGAACUUCCCGGAGCAGCCGUUCAGAGCGGAUAUGGCCUCCGGGCGGACCAAUUAUUGCUCGGAGCUGCUUGUUAAUGCAUUGUGUGCCGCAGGAUGUCUCUUCUCCAGCAGUCGACGGGCCCGGCGUGACCAGGAUGAUCCUGGCACGGCCGGUCUGGACUUUUAUGAGGAGGCAGUCAGGCUGUUGAACGAAGAACAGGCGUCAACGCUGACAACGACUGCUGCCCUAUCAAUUCUAUGCCACAUCGAGGGCAAUUUCACCCGCCUCAGCUCGCAGUGGCAGUACAGCGGCCGCAGCUCUCGGAUGGCUCUUGAUCUGAACCUUCAUUUGCGUAGCGAAAUAGCCCCAAAGGAUCUGCAGAGUGCCGAGGUCAUCGAGAACAAUGCCUGCGCCCAUGUCUUCUGGGGUUGCUUCAUCACAGAUCAAGUCACCAGUUUCACGCUUGGACGAAUACCCUUGAUACCAAACAACGCCAUCACAGUAGAUAUUCCGCCGGUGGACCCUGCUAAAGACGAAGCUGAGUGGAUCGCACAUGGUCAAGUGAACCAGCCGAGGAAGAGUCUAGGGUCAACUACCUUUCGCCAGGUUAUCAGCCUUUCCAAAAUAGUCAACUCCACUCUUCAAAUGUUCUUCGCUCCUUCGAGAACGAUAAGCGGAAGCUUAUUGUUAGAGGAAUACAACAAAUACAUCCAAUGGUUUGCCAAGCUGCCUGCCACAGUACAGUCUGUGGAAAAUGCGCCGCCACAUGUCAUAAGCUUGCAGAUGUACUACCAUGCUGCGAUCCUCCUCCUCUUCCGACCGUUUCUGAAGGCCAGAUUCACCGAAUCCAAUGUUUCUCCACGGGAAGUGUGUCGACAGUCGGCCAAUACAAUCUCGUACCUCUUCGAAAAACACCGACAGCUGUUCGGCCUGGAUGGUAUUUUCACCUUCCAACUUCACUGCCUGCUGACCGCAUGCACCAUCCACAUCAUCAAGUUGCCUUCGAUAUCUGCAACAAGCCAUCUGGCCGCUGCAUGCAAUAGCUUCCAGGACCUGGUCAAGCACAACCAAUGGGCAACCAGCAGCCUCGACAUCAUCCGCAGUCUCGUCCAAAAAUGGAAAAUCGUCCUCCCGUUGGAAGUUGAGCAUGCACUCUACCGCGACCAAAGCAUACUACCAGCCCUCUCUGAAAGCACAUCCAUCGAAACAAACAACCCAUCGGAUGCGGACUUAAACACACAAGGUGGCGCUAACCUCGUCGAUCGCGGUCGCACCCCGAUAUCCACCCUGCCCUCGUCUCGUCCGGAGAAACGCGAGGCGCGCUUCCCCAGUCCACCUGCCGGAUCACAUAUCCUGCCGAAACGUCAACGCCUUGCUGCGCCGCACUUCCACGACUGCGAGAAUUCCACUCAAAGCCCGAUCAAAGACACGUUCAGCAGCAACCAGCAGCCGCUCUCCACCACGGGCGCCCCAGCAGCGGCGAUAAUGUCGACAGUCAAUUCCAGCACAACCGCGACCCACCAACAGAGGAUGAUGCGUCACAACGGCUGGGAAGACGAGGACGGGACGGACCGAAGAGACACAUGGACCGAAGAGUUGCGUAGGGUAAGUCAGGGUUUCGACGGGUUGAACUUUGUGGCAGAUGAUGGGUUCGAUCCAUUCAUGGGAUAUCAAGGUGAUCGAUUUUGA
Lasiodiplodia theobromae is the source of this 2481-nucleotide messenger RNA. RefSeq lists its product as uncharacterized. Gene Ontology annotation, molecular function: DNA-binding transcription factor activity, RNA polymerase II-specific; zinc ion binding; DNA binding. The transcript has 6 exons. The record is from RefSeq and is a predicted model, not a curated record. NCBI's taxonomy places the organism in Eukaryota, Fungi, Ascomycota, Dothideomycetes, Botryosphaeriales, Botryosphaeriaceae. Gene Ontology annotation, biological process: regulation of DNA-templated transcription; DNA-templated transcription. The coding region runs from base 1 to 2481 and encodes 826 amino acids.